UUGCAAAACUGGAAUGCAAAAAAUACCGUGAUAACGUUAUAGUUUUGGCAUCAAAAUGAGCUAAAAGUAACUAAAUUCAAUUACACAGGAUGGGUUUAUUUCAAGGUCAUAUGUUUACGAUAUUAGUAGGUUUAAUAGGGAUGCGUUAUUACUUAAACGUUGCCACUGGGAAAUACUUACGUUAUACACUGCUGGGUAAUUUGUUAAUUAUACUUUUUCCGCAGUAAUCUGAAUCUACAAAGUAACUGAAGCGGUCGUGGAAAUGAGGCUUCCGGUCAUGGCUUCGCCGAUGGAGCCGAUGGAGCCCGCCAGACGGGGGCGCUGCAGGCCGAAGAAAGAAGACGUCAAGGUGCGCGCUCGUGAGAAAAUCCAGGGACGUCACAGGUAACUGGGGCAGAAAAGCUGCUCCCGUCGACGUCGAAGUCCACCUGACUAAACGAAGGCGCCUGUCAGGAAGUCGCGCUUGUUAGCAUCGCUAGCAGGUCAAAGGGCGACGCGGCCUCCGUUGCGAACGGUCUAGUCGGACUGCACUUUGAUGACGUCACGGGCCCCCUUUUGCAGCGAUCACCGCGCUCCAGCUGUAACCUCUGGACCGACGUCAGCGUAAGGAAGGAACAGCGCAAGCAAGGCGACUUUAAAUUGACAGGACUUUUCGGCACAGUCUGGUAAAGAUAUUAUGAGAAAAGCUGUUACCUGAGGCUGUUUUAACCCCCUUGUAAAGCGUGCAACUACCCCACAAACAGCCCUGCGGUCCAGAGAGGCCAUGUACCCCGUGGACCUGCCAGCCGCGAGGGACGCCGACCUGACCUCAGCAUCCGAGGAGUACCUCUCCUCUCUGCAGUCCAGGCCUCAUCAGAACCAGUGGUUUCCAUUGUCGCACUCUACAAAGGUCGCGAUAUCGGCAAAAAGCGUGAGGCGGCUGCAGCUGUUUGAGGACGACGACGGCGGCGGCGUCUGCACGCUGCUGGCUCUGCACGCCCCUGACGAUGCGACACGCGCGGUGGCUUUGUACCUGCACGGCAGGUGGUGGCACGUGGACGACGUCUUGCGCACGUCCAGCGACUCCAGAGUGGGUUUGAUUUCGCUGGCUGCUGGUUCUCGUCGCCGUUCCUCGUCUCAGGCGCAGUCGCUGACGGAGAGGGUGGUUGUGUUCCUGCUCAGUCGGGUGGUGGAGAGGUCCCGCCGGGACGAGGUGGCGUUCUCCCUGCACCCCCGCACGGAGAGCUGCAAAGUGCUGUGGAGAGAUGGCCAGGCCGUUGGCUUCUACACCAUCAAACACAAAGGCAGCCUGUGUGACGGCGGCGGCGGCAGCAGCCGCGGCUACCUGCUGCCCGUCCUGGACACGGUGCUGGUGAGGAGGAGCUGGAGGAGGAGAGGCCUCGGCCUUCACAUGCUGACCGACUUCUGCGCGUCCUUCGCCGCCGAGCCCUUCCUAGGGGUCAGCUCGCCGCUGUCCCCCGGCAUGGUGGCCGGUCAGCCAGUGUGCAGGAGCUUUCUGCAGAAGCAUCAGGAACGUCUGGAGCAGCUGUAUGAGGUGGAGGCUCCAGGAGGCUGGACGCAGCGACGCAACAUCUGGCUCGGCAUCAAGCUAGGCCGCUACUCUUUGGGUGUUGGUGAGGAGAGUACGAUGACCUCGGGGGAAACUUCCCGGCGUGGAGAUGACUCCUCUCAGAAGCCGACCGCCUGUCCUGUGAGCGCCCACCCGGCAGAAGGCCCGUCGGUACGACAAAUAAAACGCUGUGAUCCGAGCUCCCCGAGCGGCGAGCGCUCAGGAACGGCGUGUAGUCCUGCGGCCCACGCAGAGGAUCCAGACUCCGGACCCCCGACCAGGCCUCCACCUCAGCGCCGAGAGGAGCCGGGGGAGGAGACGCAGAGCAGGGCCAAGCGAGGCAGGAGGACAUGAGGGACAUGAGAACUUCACUAUUUCAGUCUUGUGUUGUUUCUCCAGACAGAGCGGAUUAUAAUGCAGCUCGUAGACCUUUCAUACAACGAUACGUAAAGUUUAAUAGUCAAUAUUUGUGUUUUUGAAACAUGGAAUACACCAUGUUUGUGAUUUGUAGAAUAAGAUGUCUGUGCAAAAUAAAUGCUUUGAGGAGGUCUCAACAGAGGCCGGUCCACCAGGCCGUUUUAUGUCCAAGAGAAGAACUUUCGGUGGAGAAACCAGAGGUAAAGCGGCUGGCUGGAGGCGGCCGUGAUUACGCCGCGUUUAGCCUCCCGUGCUCGCGUUUUAAAUCAAGGGGGACAGAAUCCAGCGUGGACCAGAUACGUGAUAAAAGGACACGAAGCACUAGGAGUUUUGUGGGUCUUUUGAGUUGGUGUUUCCCCAACAAACUGGAUUCAGGGACAUGCAAAUCUUUUUUU
Molecule: messenger RNA, 2361 nt
Organism: Gasterosteus aculeatus aculeatus (three-spined stickleback)
Lineage: Eukaryota; Metazoa; Chordata; Actinopteri; Perciformes; Gasterosteidae
Source: RefSeq, a predicted model, not a curated record